Molecule: messenger RNA, 435 nt
Organism: Penicillium angulare
Lineage: Eukaryota; Fungi; Ascomycota; Eurotiomycetes; Eurotiales; Aspergillaceae
Exons: 1
Coding region: 1-435 (144 amino acids)
Source: RefSeq, a predicted model, not a curated record
AUGGGGCCUAUUGCGAGGAUUCCGUUCUUAUUCAAACAUCUUCAACAAUUUAUCCAAGAUAAAUGGUCAAGCAAAGACUCAAUCGCGGAAUAUAUUCGAGCAAACGAGUUUAAUGAGAAGAAGUAUCGACUUGCGAUCAUCCAUGCUGAAGAUGAUUAUGGUAUUCCCUGGCAUCAUUUUCAACUUCUUUUCUGGCAUGCGGUUAAUGCUUCAAUUUCCACUAGUAUUACCUUUGAGGAACUGGAAGAAAAGAGAGUAGAUAACAUGGCGUAUUUGAGUGCUGCGGGGUCUGUUAUGGAAUGGAAGACGAACCAUGGGGUUAUUCGGGAAGAGAUACUCAAGACUGAGCUACAUGAUGUUAUUAUGGGAUAUCCGGUUGUUAGUAUGGCGGCGAUGCGCUUUUUUGAAGCAGCUGAUCCAUCCUUCACCUCUUAG